CUGCCUACGUUACCAGUACAGUUACAGGCAAAACAAAGAGACGAACGGCUAUUGAGCAGAGACUGCUGGAGACAGGCAGAAACCCCACUGAAGAGACAGAGUCUGGAAUAAGAGCAGGCAGCAAACAGGCCAAGAGACAGUCCAACAAGAGACAGCCGAAAGAAGAGAGCGAGAACAAAUCAAAAGUAAAACAGAACAAGAGUCAAAAGGUGACAGCAAGAAACUGUAAAGAGAGCGCAAGAGGAAGAGGAAGAAGAGAGUCUCAAGCAAACACCUUGAGAAGGGCUCUAAGGAACCAAGAAAGAAGAAGAUAUUAUAGAGAUGAGAGCAGAGGGGCCGAGCGAGACCUCACCACCUGCGGACCCCCAGGUGCCUAAGCUCCCCAUGUACACCCAGGAGCCCCGAGCAUCCUUCACCCCCGAGUACAUUGCUCCGGAAACUAAGCAGAAACCCCCUCAUGAGGACUACUUCAUCUUCAGGCCGAGCGUGGUCCAGCAAGCCGUUCAGGAAAUUCAAUCCCGCUUAUCUCCAGAAGAGGACGGGAACAUGAGGAGAACCUGGAUCCUGGCACAGUUGAGUCACUGGGGCACAGAGCGGGAAGUAAUUGUGUUUCUCUGCGACCGAUCACUCCUGAUCUGCUACUAUGACGUGGUGGAGCUUAGUAGAUGUCACAUCUUUCGGAUCCCUCUGAAUUACAUUGACCAGGUGAUCUGGGGACCUCUGUCAUAUCCAAAGUUGGCUCUUAACAAACGUGAGGGAAAUGCCAUCCAGAUAAAGUGGGACAAGUUGAGGGAACCUCCUUCUCUCCUGUCAUGGUGGAAUCCAUGGACACAAGAUCUGUCCUACAUCAAUCUCAUCCAACACCCAGGAAACCCAACAGAAAAAAACCUGCAAGACAUGUGUCAGCUGGAGAACUUCAUGGAGCAACUGGUGGAGAUGGUGAAGCCAGCACUUGAACGCAACCCUCUCCCUGGUCGAGCUAAUGGUCUGCUGGUCCUCCAGAGGCCUGUGGUCAUAGAUACGUCCCUUGGACUUGUCUCCUUAUUCAACCACAAGGUCCAGUUGGGUUAUGCCAAACCUAGAUGGAGAUUUGGAUUCUGAGCAAUGACUUUGAACUUUCUAUAAAGUAGUAAAGGAAACACAAGAGUAGUAACACCGAGGAUAGAGAUAGACACCGGGACCGCCCGAAUAUUCUGUGCUUCCUUCCCACAUAGACCUGAACUCUCCUACAAAAGCUUUUUAUGAUUAUAUUAUAUUAUAUAGAAAACAUGGAGACUGUAA
Messenger RNA from Bufo gargarizans (Asiatic toad), 1281 nucleotides. Its product is annotated as tumor protein p63-regulated gene 1-like protein. NCBI's taxonomy places the organism in Eukaryota, Metazoa, Chordata, Amphibia, Anura, Bufonidae. Gene Ontology annotation, cellular component: cytoplasm. The record is from RefSeq and is a predicted model, not a curated record. Bases 322 to 1101 code for a protein of 259 amino acids. The transcript has 5 exons.